GGAUGUUCUGCCAGGCUGAGUACCCGGAGUACGGUCAGUCUGCUGAGUCAGUGUUUGGCAUCGGACCGCCGGCCCAGUGUCACAAUAGUUCAAGCCCGGUGAGCUACAUGCCGCCGCGCCCGCAAUGCCUUUACUGAUCGGAUCGGAUGCCUGUCACGGCGGAGUGGCCCGGGCCUUGUUUCUGCCCACUGGCAACCGUGAACCGUUGGCAACCUCCGACACUUCAAGUACCCACAGGCAGCCUACGGCACUGCAGUGGUCACUGCUGAGUCUCGGAUCGGACCGUACUGGGUCUGUCAUCGGAGGCCGGGCCCUUGAAUUUACCGUACCAGUAGUGACUCGGAAUCUGCCGGGAUGAACUUGAAAGUACCGUAAUCGAUCGGAUCAGU
Molecule: messenger RNA, 389 nt
Organism: Guillardia theta CCMP2712
Lineage: Eukaryota; Cryptophyceae; Pyrenomonadales; Geminigeraceae
Exons: 1
Coding region: 125-358 (77 amino acids)
Source: RefSeq, a predicted model, not a curated record